AUGGAAGCAACAGCACUAAUUCAAGUACUCCAACUCUUCUAUUUCUUUUUCGUCCUGUUCGAGAUUACGACUUGUACGGUGGAUGUUUCCUUACGUGUGGGCAAACAAGGCCCAUUUACGUAUGGCAACUUCGACAAAAGAAUCAAGGGGUCGGUUUUGAGAAAGGCAGGCUCGCUUAUCUCGACACUCGAGGUUGACAGCGACAUAGAAUGUGUGAGUUUCUGUGUGAUGAGCGCAGUAUGUUUGUCAGUAAAUUUUGCAUCCGAGGCAAACAGUAAAACUGAAAAAGUACUGUGUGAACUACUGAACUAUGGAGGAACAGACUAUCGAAAAUUCCUUAACAAGAAAGAGAAGUUCUUCUUCAUGCGAAUGGAGAACAUAUGCUCUGAAAAUCCUUGCAUGUCAGAUGUGUUGGUAUGCACACCUCAGCUGCAGAACUCCUAUCAACCAUACAUCUGUGAUUGCCCCGGAAACUGUACAGGUAACAUUAAGUGCCAUGCCCUUGGUAUGGAAGAUGGUAGGAUCCUUGAUUCUCAAAUAACAGCUUCCAGUGCAUUAUCUUCUUCUURGGCAGCUCACAAAGGACGACUGAAUAAUGCUGCUGGCUCUUGGCUUCCGUCCAGUACGGUCUCUCAGUGGCUGCAGGUUAACUUGCUGAAGAAAACUUUCAUCAAGGGUGUGGCUAGUCAAGGAAGGCACGAUGCGAAUCAUUUCAUAACGGCAUAUCAGCUGUCGUACUCAGAUGACGGGACAAAUUGGACCAUCUACAAAGAGAAAAGAAUUGUGAAGACCUUCCAAGGUAAUGCUAAUUACGCAACUAUCGUCAAGAACCUGCUGACAGAACCAUUCACGGCAAAGUUCGUGCGACUUUUAGCGACAUCAUACUCUGGAUAUCCUUCUAUUCGAAUGGAACUGUAUGGGUGCCACGCUUAAAGUACAUACGUAUUGUCGAUUGUUGAAAGGACGGCUUUAGUUUUGAUUGUAAUUGAAAAGAAAAAAGAUGGAUAGAAAAACAUUAACAAACACUAACCCACACGUUUUUCGCAUUUCUUUGCCUUAUUUAACAUUUUAUUAUAUUCUAGGCAAAACAAACCGUCGAGUCGUUAAGUUCACAAACAAUCAUUUGUUUACAACUUUUAUUGAAUUUUUUUUUGUCGUUUAAACGAAAAAGUUAGUCCUCACAGCAUCAAUCACCAGGUAAAAAGAAAACUAUGUUCUUGCGAUUAUCUUAGUGGUAACUUUUUUCUACUUUAUAUCAAUUUGAUCAUGCCUUAUUGGAUGUCUUCCCUUUCAGCAAAAACACGCGUCUUUUUGUAGUUCUUCUUAUACUUUUGAUAUUUCAUGCGAGCUCCCCUAAACCCUUGAAGUACAGACAAGUAGGCGUGUUAAAUAUUUGCAUAUAUAUGCCACCUGCUUGCAAUGGAGUCUUUAAGCAAAAAAUAAAGAAUUAAUUAAUGUUGAGGAAAUAUGUUCGCUAAAUA
Molecule: messenger RNA, 1481 nt
Organism: Actinia tenebrosa (Australian red waratah sea anemone)
Lineage: Eukaryota; Metazoa; Cnidaria; Anthozoa; Actiniaria; Actiniidae
Product: retinoschisin-like
Cellular component (GO): plasma membrane
Molecular function (GO): signaling receptor activity
Source: RefSeq, a predicted model, not a curated record